Urocitellus parryii (Arctic ground squirrel) is the source of this 1340-nucleotide messenger RNA. RefSeq names its product cystatin F (gene Cst7). Gene Ontology annotation, cellular component: endoplasmic reticulum; lysosome; late endosome. Gene Ontology annotation, molecular function: cysteine-type endopeptidase inhibitor activity. The record is from RefSeq and is a predicted model, not a curated record. Gene Ontology annotation, biological process: immune response; negative regulation of microglial cell activation; positive regulation of myelination. Lineage: Eukaryota; Metazoa; Chordata; Mammalia; Rodentia; Sciuridae.
UUCACGCCUGAACAUUUUUGUAUUAAUAUAGAAGCUUUUGGGGAACACCUCAGAUCAAAACCAUAACAGAUAGGGAUUACAUCAUACCUUCAGCACCAUCUAGCUAAGAAGUUUUGGAUGUUCAGCAGACAUAUGGAUACACAAGUGCAUGGUGGGGUGAGCGUGGGUAGAUGGAACAGGGAAUAAUCAGGGCUGAGGGCCAUAAGGCAGAGAGAAUAACUAAGUGACCCAAGGCAUGAGGCAUCACCCCUUGGAUUAUGUACCCUGCUACCAUCAAUGUUCCCAUCUGGUACUGUGUUUCUCUCUUUCAGAUUUCUGUUCACAGGACUUUAACUCAGGUGUGAAGCCAGGAUUUCCCAAAACAAUAAAGACUGAUGACCCAGGAGUCCUCAAAGCUGCCAGACACAGUGUGGAAAAGUUUAACAACUGYACAAAUGACAUCUUCUUGUUCAAGGAGUCCUACAUUAGCCGAGCACUGGUACAGGUAGUGAAAGGCCUGAAAUACAUGCUGGAGGUGGAAAUCGGCAGAACUACAUGCAGAAAAACCACACAUCAUCCCCUGGACAAUUGUGACUUCCAAACCAACCCUGACUUGAAGCGCAUUCUGAGUUGCUAUACUGAAGUUUGGGUCAUCCCCUGGCUCCGAAAGUUCGAGGUGCCUAUUAUUCGUUGCCAGUGAGUUCUGACUUUCGCCUGAGUUCUGCCUGACUUUCGCCUGCCUCUUCAGCAAAACUUUGGCUGUAAGGACACCCACCAUACUUGUGCUCUUCGUUUCCUUCAGCCCCAGCACUGUGCCCAGCUGAUACAAACCUUUAAGGACCUUCUCAUGUGUAGGCAGAUGGAAGUGCUAAUGGGUCAUUACAGAGUAGCUGGAGUGGGAAAAUGAUAGUACAUCAUGGCCAGAUUAAAUAUAUCACAUUUCCUUCUGUAACUUUAUUGAUGCUGUACUCUUAGAUAGAGGGUCUGAACCUGUAUGGGUCUGAGUCUUUUGAUGGGCCUCAUUGGGGUUGGGGACAGACAGAUGUAGGCUGACCUGAGGGGGAGGACAGGGUACUCUCUCCUAUCUCUCACCCCAUGGAGAGUCAAGGCAUCCAUCUCUUGGUUUCAGUUAUUAGCAUUAUAGCACUAGAUCUGGGACAAGUGUGCUACUGAUCACUUGAUCUCUGAGGAUGAUUAAAGUUAUUAAUAAAAGACUGAUCAUUCCAGUGCAAUGACUCUGUGUGUCACCUUUUAGUAGCAAAGUCAGGAAGAUGAGGAGAGCAGUGCCAGGAGUCCUUCUCAUUGUGUGGUCUGGCAAGUUUAGGUUGCUUUCAUAAAGUUUCUCAGAGGCUUGUCCAGCA